Penicillium subrubescens is the source of this 579-nucleotide messenger RNA. RefSeq lists its product as uncharacterized. The transcript is spliced from 2 exons. The record is from RefSeq and is a predicted model, not a curated record. The coding region runs from base 1 to 579 and encodes 192 amino acids. NCBI's taxonomy places the organism in Eukaryota, Fungi, Ascomycota, Eurotiomycetes, Eurotiales, Aspergillaceae.
AUGUCCGACCAACCUCCAAACACCAAACCCUUGACUAUCAUAGGCAUUCUCACCGAUGAAGAGAUCAAGUGCCUCGAAAAAGUUUCAAUAAUCGAGUCUGCCGCCCCUGACUCAAGAGAUGGAGGCACCUGCACAGUCACGAUGACCCGUCUUCAGAUCAAGCCAUCACAGCUACUAUCUACUCCAGUCCCAAACCAAGACGACGACCAGGCAGGGACACUCUGGAAAAUAAAAGUUCCUCUGGCAAAGGAAAGCCCCCCGGUCCUCGAAUUUCUCGGCUUCACACCGUCCGCCGCAAGCGAGCUCUGGUCGGGCUACACUCGCCAAUUGUCCACCGCGCUGAAGCCUCUCAAAUUGAUGGCCUAUCUAUGUGAACACAUCAGUCUUCUACAGACCCCAUUGUGUCGGGAAAUGGAUAUCUAUAAAGCCCUGGUGCUUGUUGGUAUCGAUAGAGGGAUCAUGCGAAAUCUUUUCAAUCCUACGUAUUCUGGGAAGUUCAAAUCGAAGAGCCUAUAUAAUUGGGUGGAGCAUGCUCUUUGGGACAGGUGGCUUAAUGAGUGGGAACAUAUUCUUGAUUGA